Molecule: messenger RNA, 1488 nt
Organism: Balearica regulorum gibbericeps (East African grey crowned-crane)
Lineage: Eukaryota; Metazoa; Chordata; Aves; Gruiformes; Gruidae
Source: RefSeq, a predicted model, not a curated record
UACAUUUCUUGGUCUCUUUACCAUGCACUGCCACCAAUGAUCUAUUACUUCCCCCUUCAGACACUGGCUCUCACAGGUCUAGAAGUUUUUGCUGUCGCCUUCUUUUCUCCAAUAUUCUUGAUAAUUGGCCCUUUUUGGAGGUUGGCUAACAAUAAGUACAUCCUAGCCCUUCUGAGACUGACUAUGAUUGGAAGCUUAGCAUCAUACCAGGCGCCAAAUGCUUCAAUUAGACUGUUCAUCUUGGCUGCAGGUGUUUCCUCCUCAUUGCUGGUUCAAACAGUAACAUGGUGGUCAGGAAACAGUUUACAAAGGUUCGUCAGGAUAUGGGGCUUCAUGCUAGGCAAGAUAAUGCUCCUUGUCCUUCGCAUCUGGUGUACUUCACUAAAUCCAGUCUGGAGCUCACAAGCUGCCAAUACUGUCAUACUGACACUUGGUUUUAUAGCAGCACUGGAGCGAAUUUAUUCAGGUGGAGACGAGAGGAAACAAGAAGCAAACAAAACUGGUAAUGCAGUUAGAGAGACUGUUUCCCACCCUCAUUGGCUUUUGUCAGGGAUUGCUUUUGGCAGCCUCAUGUUCCUCACCCUGUGGAUAUUUGGGGAGGUCUCACUAAUUUCUAGAUGGGCAGUAAGUGGACAUCCACAUACAGGUCCAGAUCCUAAUCCAUAUGGAGGUACAGUUCUGUUGGGCCUGGCUCAUGGACUGAUGCUUUCAUUUUGGAGCUGGUCUUCUGUCACCAGUUUUGCCUGGUUUCUUGUAGGUUUAGCAUCUUCAGCCGGUCUCCUUUAUUUACACACCUGGAGUGCUGCUGUUGCAGGCAACAUUCUUGCUGUCUUUACUAUGUGUGUGUGGCCUCAGCUGGCUGGACGCUUUGUUAGCUGCCUGCAUCCUGGGAAAGCCAUGAGUACAGCCAUGUUUGCCUAUGUUCUUGAAUUAUUCUUCUCUGUGUGGUGUACAGCUUAUAAAUUUGUACCUGGUGGAAUUUACGCUAGAGAAAGCUCCCAUCUUCUUUUAGGAUUUAUAAUGUUAUGUAUUGGGGCAGACUUUCUAACAGGACCCAAGAAAGACCUUAGCUCUAUCUUUGAAGUGAAAAGCAACCAAAAGCCACUGUUCAAAAAGAGUAAAAACUGUAUUAAACUACUAUUGUGGCUAUUUGUUGGUGUUGGUUUGCUAGGAUUGGGUCUGCGUUAUAAAACUUACCAGAAGAAGUUGGGCCAAGGGGUUCCAAAAAGAGACUUCUCUGCUAUGAUCUGGCCUUUUAGAUUUGCAUAUGACAAUGAAGGAUGGUCUAAUUUGGAAGGAUCAGCUAAUUUGCUUAAUCAGACAGGUGCAGAUUUUAUCACUAUUAUAGAGAGUGAUGCUUCUAAACCAUUCAUUGGGAACAAUGAUCCAACAAUGUGGCUAGGGGAAAGACUAGGAUUUUACACAGAUUUUGGUCCAAGCACAAGAGAUCACACUUGGGGGUGAGUCAUCUUUACAUGCACAGUGACA